Cicer arietinum (chickpea) is the source of this 4524-nucleotide messenger RNA. RefSeq lists its product as uncharacterized. NCBI's taxonomy places the organism in Eukaryota, Viridiplantae, Streptophyta, Magnoliopsida, Fabales, Fabaceae. Gene Ontology annotation, biological process: transcription elongation by RNA polymerase II; regulation of DNA-templated transcription elongation; regulation of transcription by RNA polymerase II. The record is from RefSeq and is a predicted model, not a curated record. Gene Ontology annotation, cellular component: DSIF complex. Gene Ontology annotation, molecular function: mRNA binding.
UUUUUUUUUUUGGAUACACCAAAUAACAAAUUAAUUUCUGAGUAAUCGGUCUUCACAUUUCACACACUCACUAGCUCACUUUCCUUUACUUCUCUCUCCGUGCAUGCAAUUCUCGUUGAUCUCAACCCUCACUUUCGCCGGAAAUGACGAAUAACGGCAAGGGUAAAGGUAAAGCGGUCGCCGGAAAAUAUUCCGCCGGUAAGCGCAAGGGCAACUUCGACGAUGACAAGACCGGCGGUCUCAAGAGGAAAAAUCGAGGUAUCGUUCAGUUCUUCGAAGAAGAAGCCGCUGAUGUCAACGAAAGCGACGACAGCGACUUCAGUGAUUUCAGCGAUGAUUCUUAUGAAGAUGAAUUUGCUACCAUGUCAACAAUGAGGAACGAUACAUCUAAGGGUCAGAGUAGCCUCCCAUUUGUUAACCCCAAACAGGAACUGGUGGAUGAAGAAGAAUUUGAUAGAAUGAUGGAAGAACGCGUUGGGGCAGGAAGUUCUAGGUUUUUCUCCUUUGCUGGAGAUGAGUUUGAGGACAAACCAAUGGACCAUAAUGCUAUACAUCAUGAUGUUAAGGAAUCAAUUCCUACCAUAUGGAAAGUCAAAUGCACUGUUGGGCGCGAGAGGCUCUCGGCUAUCUGUCUGAUGCAAAAGUUUGUUCACCUGAAAUCACUGGAUACUAAAUUGCAGAUAAUAUCUGCUUUUUCUGUAGAUCAUAUGAAAGGAAUUUUAUACAUUGAAGCAGAAAGGCAGUGCGAUAUAAAUGAGGCAUGUCAAGGGAUUACUGGUAUCUACGCUACUCGAGUGCAACCUGUUCCGAGAAGUGAAGUUUUUCAUCUGUUCUCUGUUAAAAUUAAAAAACCUGAAAUUUCUGAGGGCAUGUGGGCUCGCAUAAAAGGGGGUCAUUACAAGGGGGACUUAGCACAGGUUGUGGCAGUAAAUAAUGCGCACAAAAAGGUUACCGUGAAGCUUGUUCCAAGAAUUGACCUACAAGCUCUUGCCGCCAAAUUGGGUGGAGGUCCUGGAGGAUAUAGUCGCCAAAAAGCUGCAGUUCCAGCACCGAGAUUAAUCAGCUCCACUGAACUUGAGGAGUUCCGACCUCUGAUCCAAAUCAAACACGACCGAGAAACUCGCACAACUUUUCAGGUUCUUGACGGCUUGCAGCUCAAGGAUGGAUAUGUUUACAAGAAAUUAUCUCCAGAUUCGUUAAGUUUCUGGGGUGUUGUUCCCACUGAAGAACAGAUAUUGAAGUUUGGGUCUUCUGAAAAUAAUGAAUCAAAUGAUAUGGAGUGGCUUUCUAACAUUUAUGGCGACUCAAAGAAAAAACGGGUUAUAGUAGCUGACAAGGGCGAUGGUAAAGGAGAGGGCUCAUCAGGUUCUGGUGCAGUAAAUGGUUUUGAAUUAUAUGCUCUUGUGUGUUUUCGCAAAAAGGACUUUGGUGUGAUAAUCGGCAUGGAUAAAGAUGGUACUUACAAGAUUCUAAAAGAUAGUCCAGAAGGACCUACUGCUGUAACUGUUCAACAAAGUGAAAUAAAAAGUGCGCUGUGUGAUCUGAAACUUACUGCCCAGGACUUUUACAAUAAGACUAUAGUCGCUAAUGAUAACGUCAGGGUUAUGGAGGGUCCAUCCAAGGAUAAACAAGGCAUUGUUAGGCAUAUCUAUCGUGGGAUUGUCUUUCUAUAUGAUGGAAAUGAGGAAGAAAAUGGUGGUUACAUCACUGCUAGAGCUACUAUGUGUGAGAAAAUCAAGCUUGCUGUUGGUGAUUUUAGUGGUGGAAAGGAUAGUGAACCAGGUCCUUUAGUCUUUGAUGACCAACCAUCAUCACCAAGGUCACCACUGUCACCUAAAAAGCCAUGGCAAGCAAGAGAAAGUAACUUUAACCGUGGUGACAGUGAUAGCUUGUUUGCUAUUGGCCAGACCUUGAGAAUUAGGAUAGGUCCUUUGAAGGGAUACCUCUGCCGUGUCACUGGCAUACGCCGCUCUGAUGUUACUGUGAAACUAGAUUCUCAGCAAAAGUUUCUUACAGUUAAAUCUGAGCACCUUUCUGUGGUUCAAGGGAAGAGUACCGCUGUGUCAACAAGUGGUGAUCCACAUUCAAGUUCAUUGAAGCCAUUUGAUUUGCUGGGCACUGAAGGAAGCUCUGGAGGUUGGAUGAAUAAUAGUGCGGGAACGUCCACUGGGGGUGGUGGAUGGAAUGCUGGAGAAACAUCAGCUGAAAGGAGUGCGUGGUCUAACCAUUCUGCUCCAAGUUCCAUGCCUGGGUCUACAUCAGACCCCUUCAGUUCCGAGGGUAAUGCAGAAGAUAAUGCCUGGGGUACCAAAAAACCUUCAACUUCGCAGCCCUCAUGGGGUGCUGCAGUGAGCACUGGGAUCACAUCUGAUCAAGAUCAGUCUGGUGGCUGGGGAAAAAGUGGGGGCAGCGAAGAUACUGCCUGGGGCACUAAAAAGACUUCAACUCCGGUGCCCUCAUGGGGUGCUGCAGUGAACACUGGAGUCACAUCUGAUCCGGAUCAGUCUGGUGGCUGGGGAAAAAGUGGGGGAAGCUCGGGUCAGGUAGAGAUUAAUGACAAUCAGAAUAAUAGUUGGAACAAUAAAACUAAUAAUUUGGAUGGAAACGAAGCCUCUGGAUGGGGCAGUAAAAGCAAUUUGAAUACAACCAAAGCUUCUGAUGGUGAGUCUUCUGGUUGGAACAGUAUCAAAAUGCCAAAGGAAAGCUCAGCAACUGGCUGGGGUCAAGACAAUGGCAUUAAAAGUGGAUCAAAUGAUGGAGGAAGUGGAGUUGAUGACGUUGGGAAGCCAUCACGUUUGGAAGGAAAUAACAAUUGGAAUGCUACGACAUCUCCCCAAGUGAAAUCUGGAUGGAGUGAGAAUUCUUCUGUAGAUGAUAAAAAGGGAAAAGGUAAUGAUCAAGGUGGUUGGGGUGCAGGAAAAGCUUCAGAUGGUUCAACUGCUGGUGAAAACCAUAAUUCUGCCUGGGGUUCUCUGAAAUCUAGCUCGAGUAAUGCUGGUUGGAAAAGUGGGUUGAAUGAGGGAGUCCAAGAAGGUUCUAAUUGGGGCAACAAAAAAUCUGGUUCAAGUGCUGUGGCUGAAACUCAGGGUUCUGAUUGGGGAAAGACUGCUAAUUGGAGCUCUGCAUCUGGUAAUGCUGGUGGAAGUCAAGGUGAUGGUUUUGGCCAGAAAAGUAAUUGGCAAUCCGGAUCUACGAAUGACUCAAAUGAAAAGAAAUCUGUUGGAUGUUCAUCAGCGGGUUGGGGUCAGGGCACUGCCAAGAGUGAUUCUGCUGAUGGAUCAAAACAAGUUUCUAAUUGGGGUUCCUUGAAAUCAGGAUCAUCCAGUGAGAAUGAGAAUCUGAAUUCCAACUGGAGCUCUGGGCAUAAUGAUCCGGGAAAACAAGAUUCAAGUUGGGGCAAGAAAAGCGAUUGGAACUCGGGAAACAGUGGAAGCCAGGCUUCAGAUAUCAAAAAUAGCAACUGGAAUUCUGGUAGUUCUGAUCCCCAAACUCAAGAUUCAAAUUGGGGCAAGAAAAGUAGUUGGAAUUCUGAAUCGGGUGGUGCAAGUGAAGCCACCAAUUGGAAAAGCAAUGGAAACUGGGGCUCAGGAAAUGCCUCAAGUGGUGAUAAAUUGGGUGGUGUAGCCGAAGGUCCAAAUGAAACUUCUGAUGUUGGAGGUGGUGGGAACUGGAGGGGAGGUUACCGUGGUAGAGGUGGCUCUGACAGAGGUGGCUUUAGAGGUAGAGGUUUUCGGGGCAGAGGAGAACGUGGGGACUCUGGUGGCCGGGGGGAACGAGGUGGAGGCUUUGGUGGUAGAUGGGGAUCAGACAGAGGAUUCGGAGGCAGAGGCCGUGGAAGGAAUGACCAACCUGGUGGUUGGAACAACAGUCGUGAUUCUGGUGAGGAUGGAUCCUCUGACUGGAAGAAUAAAAAUGGGUCUGGGGCUUGGAACCAGAACAGUGGUGACAAGAAGGAUGGAGGGAGCUGGAGCCAUGAAAAUGCAGAUAAGGAGCGCUCAAGUAAUCCUGGAGGUGGAAGUAAUAAGCAAUGGCAGAGCUGGGGUUCAGCAAGUGGUGGAGCUAGUGGUAGUUGGAACAAUGAUGGACCGGGACAGGUGACAGAGGCCAAAGACGGGGGUGCUGGCUGGGGCAAGGGAACAGAUUCUGCUCAGGAAAAUAUUUCAGCCAAGGGAGAUAGUUGGGCUUCCCAUGCUCCAGAUAAGGGUCAAUCAUCUAGUUGGAAUCAAUCAGCAGCAGAUGGUGCUGGUGGUUCAUGGGGCAAGAAAAAUGAUGGGGGUGACAAAGGUGGAUGGUAAUUACUUUUUAGAAUGUGUUAAACGAACCAAAGGAUAUCGAGCUCAGGCAUUUCUAACUGCAGAUUUCAAUCGUAUUUUGUAAAUCCCUACAAAUCUUUCUGCUGGAAUUUCAUGUCUAUUAUGUUAACUUUAAUUAUUGUUAACAGAUCCGAUGACUAACCUUUUCUGCUUCUGUUAUGCAAUGAAUGUUCCAUGAGUGAAAUACAGUGUUCUUUUGCGUUCGUGUGUA